This is a messenger RNA of Coffea arabica (coffee), 1536 nucleotides long. Lineage: Eukaryota; Viridiplantae; Streptophyta; Magnoliopsida; Gentianales; Rubiaceae. The record is from RefSeq and is a predicted model, not a curated record.
AUGUACUUAUCUGUGCUCGACGGAGCGGUAGGGUGUGUUCUAGGUCAGCACGAUGACUCGGGAAGGAAAGAGCAAGCCAUCUACUAUCUUAGCAAGAAAUUCACGCAGUAUGAGGCUAAUUAUUCAUUUAUCGAGAAAAGCUGCUGUGCUUUGGCCUGGACAGCUCAAAAGUUAAGGCACUACCUGCUAAGUCAUACUACCUACCUCAUUUCCCGCUCCGAUCCUUUGAAAUACCUCUUGGAGAAGCCGAUGCCAACUGGGCGUCUAGCCAAAUGGCAGAUGAUUCUUUCGGAGUUUGACAUUGUUUUCACUUCGCAAAAGGCCGUCAAGGGGCAAGCUAUAGCCGACCAUUUGGCAGAAAAUCCAAAGGACGAUGAUUAUCAACCGCUCCAUACCUAUUUCCCUGAUGAAAAAGUUUUAUUUGUUGAUGCCGUAGAAGAUAUGAGCGAGCAGUGCCCGGAAUGGAGAUUGUUUUUCGAUGGUGCAGCUAAUUCUUUUGGAGUCGGAAUAGGAGCAGUCCUUGUAUCCCCGGAAGGGAGGCAUUACCCUGGAGCCGCUAAGUUGCAGUUUGCUUGCACGAACAACAUGGCCGAGUAUGAAGCAUGUAUUUUUGGUCUUAAAGUGGCUUUGGAAAUGGAGGUCAAGGAGUUAAUAGCUUUUAGUGAUUCAGAUUUACUUGUGCACCAAACGUUAAAACAUCUCCCACGAGCUCGAAAUGCAUUUGCAGAUGCCUUGGCCACUUUAUCUUCCAUGAUACAAUAUCCGAACGAAUUGGGAAUCGAGCCUAUCCGGAUUCAACUCCAAGACAAGCCUGCUCAUUGUUGGGUCAUAGACAAGACUUCUGGCAAAAGUCCUUGGUACAAUGAUAUUAAGGAAUUCAUCAAAACCGGAUCUUACCCUCCGGAAGCUAGUACAAAUGACAAGGGUUUCCUGCGCAGAAUGGCCUCGAAGUUUUUCUUAAAUGGAGAGGUAUUAUACAAAAGGACCUCAGAUUUGAACCUCUUAAGGUGCGUCGAUGAAGAUGAAGCUCAAUACAUGAUGAAGGAGGUGUAUAGCGGCGUCUGCGGACCCCACAUGAAUGGACAUUUGUUGGUGAAGAAAAUCAUGAGAAUCGGGUAUUUUUUGCUUACAAUGGAACGCGAUUGCAUAGAUUUUGUCCGGAGAUGUAUUAAAUGUCAAAUGCAUGGCGACGUCAUACGCGCUCCUCCUACCGAGUUACAUAGCAUGAUUGCUCCAUGGCCCUGCUCAAUGUGGGGUAUGGACGUGAUUGGCACAAUUGACCCGCCUGCUUCAAAUGGGCAUCGAUUUAUAUUGGUGGCAAUUGAGUACUUCACCAAAUGGGUCGAAGCGGAAUCAUUCAAGCACGUGACAAAGAAGGUGGUGGCGAAUUUCUUAAGAGAUCACAUCAUAUGCAGAUUUGGGGUGCCGGAAACAUUGAUUACAGACAAUGCCAAGAAUCUCAACAAUGAUAUGGUGGACGGGUUAUGCGAACAAUUCAAAAUCAGACAUCGCAACUCUGCCAUCUAUAGACCGUAG